AUGUGUUCCUAUCAUGUGAAGCUCAUUUAUGUCAUCAAAAACUUGGAUGGGGGUUAUAAGGACACAGAGGUGAAAGUAGACAGUGCCACUGACUGUGCUGAGUCAUGUGUUCUUCAAGAAAGAAAAGAUGGUUUUGAUUUGUUAGAUUGUCAAGAGAAUGCCUUGUUUGACUCUGCAAAACUUCUAUUCUGUGACAGUAAAGAAGUGGUACAUGCCACGGAGGGACUGGACUGGGAAGACAAAGAUGCUCCAGGAACAUUGGUCGGGAAUGUAGUGCACUCAAGGAUCAUCAGUCCUCUGCGCCUGUUUGUUAAACAGUCUCCAGUGCCCAAGCCCGGUCCCAUGGCUUAUGCAGACAGCAUGGAAAACUUUUGGGAUUGGCUGGCCAAUAUCACGGGGGGGGGGGAGCCACUGGCAAGAACUAAACGGAGGCCAAUAGUGAAAACAGGAAAAUUUAAGAAAAUGUUUGGAUGGGGUGACUUUCAUUCCAACAUUAAAACUGUUAAACUCAACCUCCUCAUCACUGGGAAAAUUGUCGACCAUGGAAAUGGAACCUUCAGUGUUUAUUUCCGACAUAAUUCUACAGGCCUGGGCAAUGUUUCAGUGAGCUUGGUACCCCCCUCCAAAGUGGUGGAAUUUGAGGUUUCCCCUCAGUCUACCUUGGAGACCAAGGAAUCCAAAUCUUUCAAUUGUCGCAUUGAGUAUGAAAAAACAGAUCGGGCGAAGAAGACCGCCCUGUGCAACUUUGACCCGUCUAAGAUCUGCUACCAGGAGCAGACUCAGAGCCAUGUGUCUUGGUUGUGCUCCAAGCCCUUCAAGGUCAUUUGCAUUUACAUUGCCUUUUACAGUGUUGAUUACAAACUUGUGCAAAAGGUCUGUCCUGACUACAAUUACCAUAGUGAGACUCCAUACUUAUCUUCUGGCUAAUCUUUUCACAGUGAUGAACUGAAAGGCAUAUAGAUGUUUAAUUAGAAAGACCAAGAGACAAGCCCAGCUCUUCAUGGUAAAGGAUCCCUUUUGUUUCCAGCCUUGAACCAUAUAGUUCCCUAUCAGGUUUUCAAAUUAAAAGAAAGGAAAAUCUUCAACUGUGAAAUGUGUUUGUUAACUUCAUAGGAACCUUUAUCUAAAGAAUCAGACUCUUAUGAAACCAUCACUUUCAUGUAAGAUCACUCAGUUCUAGAAUAUUGUUUUUCGGAAAGAGGCAUCAAUGGUACCCAUGCGUGACAAGAAGGAACCGAAUUAUGCAUGUGACAAACAUUGCUCUUGAAGUGAGCCUGCCUUUAAAAUAUGUUUUGGAGGGUCCCUUAAAAAUAGCAGAUUUAGUAAAGUAACUGAAAAGAUUGUAUAUGAUAGAUGAAUUGUGUUUCUGACAUUGAAUUCUUUUUAUUGUUGUCUCUUUUCCCCACAUCUGUGCCAUUGUUGAUAUGGAAGAUGAAAGGGUAACGUUUGUUUCAGAACUCGGGUGUGAAGACAGUGCCACAGUGGAACCAAGUAUUUUAUCAUCUAAGCUAGAGCUGAGUGGCAUGUGAUUUAAGCACUUUGCCCUGUGUUGGUCACCACCCUUAGGAUUUUCAUCUGAGUGGUAAUAUUGAUAUAUUAGAAAAGCAGAUCUGGGUAUAUGUCAGUUUAAUAAUGAGGAUCAUGAUGUGUUUGUACUCCUUUGCCGAUGUCAAUGCCAUGAGACUAUCAGAAAUGACAUGUGUA
Molecule: messenger RNA, 1704 nt
Organism: Tupaia belangeri chinensis (Chinese tree shrew)
Lineage: Eukaryota; Metazoa; Chordata; Mammalia; Scandentia; Tupaiidae
Gene: NXPH2
Product: neurexophilin 2
Exons: 2
Coding region: 1-927 (308 amino acids)
Molecular function (GO): signaling receptor binding
Source: RefSeq, a predicted model, not a curated record